GUAAGUAGAGUAUAAUUUGAAUAAAAAUGAGUUGGGCUUUGGAAGAGUGGAAGGAUGGUCUUUCUGGAAAAGCCCUUCAGAAGAUCCAAGAGUUUGAGAGUCAGUUGGACAAACUGAAGAAGGAACGACAACAGAAACAGUUCCAGUUGGAAUCAUUGGAAGCAGCCCUUCAGAAACAGAAGCAGAAGUUUGACUCUGAAAAAAGUGAAGCUGCUGCUAUCAAGAGGGAGAAUCAGUCAUUAGUUGAGUCAUGUGACAACCUGGAGAAGGCUAGGCUGAAACUCAGCCAUGAUUUCCAAGUCAAGGAGCAGCAGGUGAAUUUCCUGGAAGGUCAGCUGAACACCAGCAGGAAACAAAUCGAAAGACUGGAACAAGAGCUCAAAAAGUACAAAAAUGAACUGGAUAGGUCUCAGAGCUCCAACAGCAGUGAGCUACAGCCAUACAGUACUCCACAGAAGACCUUUGUUGCCCCUGCUACUCCAAGCUAUAGGCAACAUGAGUCAAGGUUUGAUGACCUUCAGGAAAAAUACAGCCAUGAAGUUGAGGAAAGGAAAAGACUAGAAGCUGAGCUCAAGGUCCUACAAGUCAAACUGCUGAACCAGUCGUCCGUCAGUCACAAGGAUAUUGCACGGCAGCAGACUGGUUCCUCCAUAUUCCCAUGGCAACAGGAGCAGACACCCUCCAAAAGGAGAAACGCUGCGGCCAGCACAAUGUGGAACGCAGAGGAAACCCCACUGCGGCAGAGCCAGCCGAGCUCGUUUAUGACACAGGGAGACAGCACCGGAAACAUCCAGCAAGCGGAGCAGUUCAAGGCACUGAAUCAAGAUCUUAAAAUUAAAGUCACUGAGCUGGAGCACCGUCUUCAGACACAGGAGAGGGACAUCAAGAAUCAGAUGAAUAAGUUUAACGAGACACAAAGUCAGCUGGACAAGGCCAAAAAGGACCUUGCCGAGAAGGAGAGGGCCCUGACUAAGUCAAAGGAUGACUUGGCUAAAAUGACCACACAACAUGAGCAGGCUGUGGCAAAGUGUACAUCAGUGGAACAGAAAUUGAAGCAGGUGACUGAAGAGAUGAACUGCCAAAGGCACAACUCUGAUAGCACACGGCGGGUCCUGGAGCAGAAGAUCAAAGAUCAGGAGAAAGAGUCUCAAAAGGAACUUGCUCACCUGCAAAGCUCCCAUCAAGCUCUGGAUACGCAGUUCAACCAAUCAAAGACUAAAAUGAGCCAGGAGAUCCAGCAAGCGAAGAAAGAAUGCAACAUGUUGCAAUCGGAAGUUGAUAAGGUAACUGCACUAAAGAAUCGCUUGGAGAAAGAUCUGGAAGAACUGAAACAGAGGCUCUUCAAAUCUGAGCAGGGAUUCCAGGCUAGUCAAACAAAGGAAAUGGAGCUUAAGAAGAAAUGUGAUGAGAUGCAAAGAGAGCACAACAACCUCAGCAGUCAACUGCAACAAGGAACCAAAAGACUGAAUCAGCUUGAAGAAGAACGCAAAAGUAGUGAACAGAGCCUUAAGCAGAGCCGUAACAUGGCGGAAGACUUAAAAGCCAAAACUGAAGGUCAGACUGAAGAACUGAAAGCCCUUAACAAAAAACUAGAGUGUCAAAGUCAGUCCAGUUCUCAAGACAUUGACGACCUUAAAAAAUCUCUCAGUGCUCUGGAGGCAAAGGAAAAGUCAUGUCAAGAAGACUUGAACAAGCAGAAGUUAGAAGUUGAGCAGCAACAGAAUAAACUUCAGGGACUAGAGAGAGAGAAGCAUGAUCUUCAAAUGACCACAGAAGCCAAGAAAAAUGAAAUUGAGGAGGUGAAGCGGGAAUAUGAAAAGAUUGUAGAGUGGAAAAAUGAAAAGGCUAAUUUGAUUGAAAAUGUAGAAUCAGAUCGUAACACAAUGCAAAGCAAAAUCGAUGAAUUGGAAAAAAACUCAGUGACAUUGGAUGAUGCAAACAAAUGUCUCCAGCAAAAACUCCAAGAUCUAGACCGAGAGAAGCAGACUCAGAUUGACUCCCUCAAAGGUGAACUUCUCAACAAGUGCAUGGAACUUGAAGAGAAGAGUUGCAAGUAUGAUGAAAUGGUUCAGAAAUACAACGAGGCCAAUCAGAAGCAUGCCAAGGAUGCUGAGAAUACUAUGGUGCAGAUAAAAAUGCUCCAGGACCAAGUGAAGGAUCUGGAAAUGAAACUUCAAGUGGAGAUUAACAAGACUGAGAGGAUGGAACAGUCUCAUGGUGAACUGCUGACUCAGUAUGAAAACGCCUGUGACUUGGCCAAAUCUAAGGACUCCAUCAUCGAGCUUAAUCAAAAUGAAAUCGCCCACCUCCAAGAGAAUGCAUCGCAUUCAAAUGCCGAGCAGGAGCAGCUGUUAGCAAGGUUUGAGGAGGAAAAGAGCACUCUGAUGAAGGAGUGUGAGGAGAACCUGGUUGCAAAAGCCAGUGAAGCAGAGCAAGCAAAGCUGAACUUGAUGAAAUGUGAACAGGACAUUCUGUUUUUGCAGGAUCAAGUCACCUCACUUGAAUCUGCUCUGAAAUUCCAGAAAGGUUUGAGCACAGAAUUGCAGACAAAACAUGCAGGUCUUCUUGAAAUAAACAAAGAUCUUACACAGAAGAUUUCUGAGGCUGAAAAGAGGGAGGAAGAGCUUUUGAAUGAGGUGAAGGCCCUGACUGACCAGAUUAAGUCCCUUGGUGCCCUCCGAGAUCAAUGCACUGAAUUUGCUGCUGCUGCAGAAGAGAGCAAACUAGCAUUAGAGAAUCUACAAGAAACCCACAAACAGACUGUAGAGGAAUUACAGAUUCAAAAGACAAGAAUGGAGAAAUUUGAAAUUCAAAUCAGUGUGGUGGAAAAUGACAUCAUCAAUCUAGAGCGGGAAAAGGCUGAGUUGACAGAGAACUUCAAAAGGGUAGAAACAGAAAAGGAUGAUCUGUCUGCAAUGUAUCAGACCAUGUCAGAAGCUCACAAUGCUAUUUGCGAGGAAAAAGAUGAUCUACAAAAUCGUAUUUCAGAAAUAUCAGCAGAGCUUACAGAGAAAGUAGGAAUGCUUGAGACUCUAAAAAAUGACCUUCAGGCUUCGAAUGUGUUUUGUGUUGAGCUGAAGAGCAAUGUUGAAUCCCUUCAAAAACAGCAUGAUACUGUUGUAGAUCUAAAGUCAAAUUUGGAGAAGAGUUUGAAAGAGAAAAUUGACAGGAUUGGAUCCCUGGAGGCAGAUAUUAAAGAACGCUCUGAAAAGUUCACAGAAGCAGCUGAAGCUCAUGUUGCUGAAAUGGAAAAACAUCUUCAAAAGCACAAGAAUUUGAAGGAAAAACUACAUGUUGUUAAGGCUCAGCUCCAGAAAAAAUGUCAGGAAGCUGCAGAAGUUGAGGACAAAAUGACCAAUUUGCUAUCUGAGAUGUCCAGGCUGAAGGAGGAUCUUGUCGUAAGUAACUCCAAGCUCAAGGAAGUCAGUGAGGACAAUGUAAGGAUUAGUCAGGAGAUGUCAAGUUGUAAACAGUCUGCACAGGAACUGCUCCAGACACAUGCACAAGAACUGGAGACAUUGAGAGUGUCUUUGGAUACAGCUAAGAGCAACGAAGAAAGUAAACAUGUUGAGAUUCAGAAACUUAAAGACCAAUUGUGUGAGGCAGAUCUGGAGAGGUCUAAGGCAUCUGAUGCACUGAAAGAGAAGAACAUAAGUAUGAACAAAAUCAAAGUCCAGCUUGAAAUGCUCCAGAUGGACUUGGAGGAUAACGAGGCUUGCAUUACUUCAUAUGACUCCCAGAUGGAAGAGCUUAAAGGCAGCAUUAGUGUUCUUGAGGAAAAGCUUGAUAAAAGUGAAGCUGAAAGAUCCAACCUCGAAGUGGCACUGACCAGUGUUCAAGAGCAGCUAUCAACAAAAACCACUGAGAUCGUACAAUUGACUGCAAACUUGGAAGAUACCUACAAACAGCAACACAAUAAUUCAGCAUUGACCUCUGAAUUACAGUCUCUGCAAAUGGCAAAUGAAAAUCUCAAGACUGCCUUGGAGGCAGAAGUAUGUAAACACAAGAAUAUUGAGACAAUCCAUAACAGUCUGACUGAACAAAAGCACAAAGUAGAAAAAGAUCUGCUGGAACUUCAAAGGGAGUACCAGAAUGCUCUUGAGGAGAUGGAUUCAUUAAAGCAGAAGAAUGACUGUCUUCAAGAAGUUAUCCAAAAUCUCACAGAUGAAUCACAGACCCUCAGAACAACCCAAGAACAAGCAAGACAACAGAUGGAGAAUGCAUUGGGAAAAAGUAAAGAGUUUCAAGAAGAGCACACAAAACUCUCUCAACAUCUUGUCAUUUUGCAGAAGGAGCAAUCUCUAUUCAGUGACCAGUACAACCAGCUACAGUCUCAAGUGGUAGAACAACAGUCACUUAUUGAACAGCUUAGAGAGAAUAAGAGCCGAGAUCAGUCACUGAGUUCUAAAGUUGCAAUCCAACAGGGGUAUGCUGAGGAAGAAAACUGUGUAUCCUGGCAGUCUGAGAAUUUGGAGACAAGUAUUCCUAUUGACGACAGUUUUCCCACACUGAUCAGUACAUCUCAUAAGAAUUUAGAAACUGAAUCUAAUGCUCUUGAAAGUUUGGAGUCAGGGAGUGAGGAGGAUGACCAUGGUUCAGUUGAAGAACAGUUGCAGCUAAAGUCACAAGAACUAGAGGAACUUUCCAAUACCUUUGAAGAGGCUGUCCGAACCCUUGAGGAGCAAAGAGAGGUUCAGCUGGAACAGCUCAGAUGUCAGCAUACUGCUCAGCUAAAGAACUUGGAGCAAAAAAUGGACAGUGUCAAACUUGACAUGGAGGCAAAACUUGUAGACGAAAGGCAGCACACUGAGAUGUUGUCCUCACAACUAGAGGUGGCCAGACAACAAAUAGAAGAACUAAACCUUGCCUCGCAGUCUCUGCUUCCAGAUGACCACCAGGGCAAUGUCUCACAGACAGCCACAGCAGAUGCCUCUUCAACAGGGAUGAUGGAGGAAUGUCCUAAGGAGGAGGAGUUUGAUGAUGGAGAAUUCUUUGAUGCUCCAGGUUCUCUGGAUGAAGCCACCACUCCAGAGACAGUGGAUGACUAUGCUGGAGAACCCUUCACUGACUAUGUUUCAGAUAGCCCUAAAGAACAAGGAAUCUCGCCAGUGGAACUACAGGCAAAUCAGGAUACAAUUAAAAGGCAAGAAGGCGAUCUGCAGGAGCUGCAUGCUCAAUAUGAACUUUUAACCACUGAGAUGGCUAUGCGAAAAGAUUUGUGUAAGGAGAUGGAGAACAAGGUCCAUGAAUUGACUAAGGAAAAUUCAGAGUCCCUUGAUAAGUUGGCCUCUGCCAUUGGGGAGAAACAGGUGCUUAGGUCUCAGGUAGAGGCCAUGACUGAAGAGAUCAGCUCGUUGACGCUGCAGCUACAAACCUCAAGUUCUCAACUCUCAGAUGUACUUGAGAUGCUGGAGAAUUUAGAACACGCUAAAGGUGGCUGGGAUGAGAAAUUCCUCCAGAUUGAGAGUGAACUGAAAAGAACCAGGUCGGAGAAGGCCAACUUGGAGAAACACAUUUUGUCCAUGGAGGUUGAUCUUGAGAGCAUGCAGGAGCAGAUGCAGAAAUUAGAGACUGAACUUGAGUCAAGCAGAAAAGCUAACGUUUCUCUUGAACAAGAACUGAAUAAAGCAGUGACUGAAAGAGGGCAGUUAAAGCAAGAGCUCUUUUCAUGUUCAGAGGAGAGGGAGAGUGAAAGUCAGUCCCUCCUGAAGUUGAAGGAAAAAGCUGACAUUUUGGAAAAGAACAAUCUAGAUGCAAGAGAAUUGAUAAAAAUACUUGAAGAGGACAUUCAUACAGGAAAGAAACAGUUAGAGGAGGCUUCCAACAAAAUUGAUAUCCUUGUCAAAGAAAAAGAACAAUUGUUAGAAGAGGUGCAGUUAAUAGAGCAAAAUAUUGCAACCCUCAAAGAAGAGAAAACUGAAAUGGUUACAGAAUUUAGGCAGCUGAAAGAUGGAGAGAACACUGUUCUUAGAGAAUCUGAGAGCAUGGUAUCAAAAAUCGAUUGCUUGCGGGAAGAGAACUCAAAACUUUCUCAGUCCCUCGAGUCUUCCCUCUUGGAGAAAGGGGAAAUUGCCUCACGAUUGAACUCCACUCAAGAAGAGGUGGCCCAAAUGAGAUCUGGAAUUGAGAAACUAAAGGUUCGCAUCGAGUCUGAUGAACGGAAGAAGAACCACAUGAGUCAGCUCCUGAAAGCUGCCCAGAGGAAAGCUGACACACUGCAGGACAACAUUGAAAAGCUUGAGAGGGAACGUGAGAUUUCUGACCAAAACCUUGAGGAAGCAGUGCUGCAGGCAGAAACUGCUAAAGAAGAACUUGAAGAGCUUGAAGCUGAGAAGGCAACUCUUUCUGCAAAAAUCGAUGAAAUGGCCAAGAAUCUGAGCAACCUUCAAGAAGAGAAGGACAGACUUGAAAAAGAGCUCCUCCAAAGAAUUGAAGAAAUGAAGGCCUCCAUGCAUGAAGUGUCUCAGAAGCUUAUUAGUGCUGAACAAGCCAAUAAAGAUGCGGAGGUCAACAAGGAGACUAUUGUUGGCGAGCUCCAGUCCAGACUUGGUGCCACUGAGGGCGAACUUCAGACCUGCAGAAAUGAGCUUGAAACGACACAGCUCAAAGAGCAGGAUGCAACCAGUCAACUUUUGACUUUACAAACCGCAAACAAGGAACUUGAACAGAGACUCCAUAAUGCUGAAGAGCUGCAGGCCAGCCUACACUCAGUGAACCAAUCUCUCCAGAAUGACUUUGCAUUCAGACAACAGGAGAUUAGCGAGAGGGAGGAAGAGACAGAAAAACUGAGCUCUCAACUUGCAGAGUUGCGGGGGCUGGUGGAUGAGCAGCUACAGUGGGAAGAAGAGAGGGAGCAGCUGAAGGCUGUCGCCGAAGAGUUGGAGGAAAAGGUACAGGCAGAGGCUGCUAAGAACGAGACACUGCGGAUCAAUGCCACCUCCCUCCAAAACAACGUUGAUCAACUGGAAACCCAACUAGAAGCUGCAAAGGUGAUGAAUACAGAGCUCACUGAAAAGAUAAAUGCAUUACAAGAAAGCAACUUGAAUCUUCAGAACCAACUUGAGAAUGCAGGCAGUGCAGCGAAAGAUGUUUUUCAGCAAAACCUAAACUCACUCAACAUUCAACUUCAAGAGAGUCAGAGGGAUGCGCUGAACUAUAAACUAUCCUUAGAAACAUUGGCAGGGGAGAAGGAGGAACUGGCCAAAAACCUAUCGGGAAUACAGGAAAGUCUAGUUGAAAUGAAGGAGAGGGAAAUCAGACAGGAAGAUGCCCUGAAACAGGCUCAGCAACAGCACGUGGAGGAGCUGAGGGCCGCGAGGGAGGAGAUGGCGGCAGCCGAGAGCAAGGCCACGGAGCUCUUAUCUGACACCAGCAGCCUGCGGGCCAGGGAGCAGGAGCUGACAUCUGCCUUGGCAGCACUGCAGAGUCAACAUGACCUGUGCAAACCCACUCAGGAUGAGCUGAACUCAAAAAUAGCUAAGCUGUCCAAUGAGAGAGACGGCAUCCUCAGCAAGAUGAACCUGUGGAUGAAGUCAUGCAAGCAGCUUGAGAGUGAGAAGCAAGCCCUGGUGGAGGAGAACCAGAGACAGGGAGAGGUCAUCACAGGCCUGAGGGACUCACAGAAACAAGCCGUUGACAGUGACAGUAGUGAUGAAGACCUGAAGGCUGAGCUGGAGGAGCUGAAGGAGGCUCUGGAGGAGAAGACCAAGGAGGCAGACGAGAGCAUGGACCGCUACUGCAGCCUGAUGGUCAAAGUGCACAAGCUGGAGGAGGCCAAUGAGAGCCUCCAGAACAAACUCAAGCAGCUCACCAGCAAGACCAGGAAGUCUACAUCAGCCAGCGCCACCCAAGCAGAGGCCAGUAAGAGCAGCGACACGGAGAACACCAUGCCCACUGCCAGAAAGGACCCGGAUGGACAAGCCUCAACGAAGAGGUCCUGGGCACUGGCCGAGACCCCGGUCAAGGCUCAUGAGGCCCUGGAGAACCUCGCCAAGAGACUGAGGGCGGGAGCAACACCCCAGCCUCGCCAGGAGGAGGAGCCAUUUAGCCCUGAGGGACUUCCUGACCGUGUAAUGAAAGGCUUUGCCGACAUCCCCAAGGGUGAGAUGAGUCCCUUUAUCGUGCGCCGGACGGCGGUGCAGAGGUGCAGCCCGCGGCUGGCUGCCCAGAGGUCUCUGGCCGACCCCUCCACAUGUGGCCCAAAACCACCAGCAGAGGACAGCAGUUCACAGGAAACUGGGGGUGUCUCCAGCAUCCUGUCCUCCGUGACCAACAGUCCCAGGCCCAGGGGACCCGAGAGCCCUGCGGUCAGCGCAGAGCAGAGGAAGACCAGGCGCUCCAGCAGCUCCCGCAGAGCCUCCAGCCAGCACGGCCAACACCCAACACCAGCCACCCCUGCCAAACAGGACGACAACAACUGCCAUGUGCAGUAAUGUGCUGAUCGUUGGUCUUUUGGACAUGGGUGUUUGUUGUUCACAUUCAUAUCAUACUUUAACUCAUCUCAUUCACUCAAGUUUUUUACACUCCAUGAUAAGGCUUUUAAUCACUCACCCUUUUUGUUCUAUCACCUUUCAGUAAAAUUGUAUGUAAUUUUGUCUUUUUUUUAACCCUGUUGAUUUUAAAAACAUCAAGUUGACUAGAUGAACAUAAUUAUUAGACACUGCUUUGUACAGAUAGAUGAUGCUCUAAUUCAAUUUUGUAGAUUUGUUAAAUUUUGUACAUCUUUUUUAAGUAAACAUGUUAAUAAUUUCCAACAAAA
Molecule: messenger RNA, 8758 nt
Organism: Sardina pilchardus (European sardine)
Lineage: Eukaryota; Metazoa; Chordata; Actinopteri; Clupeiformes; Clupeidae
Gene: cenpf
Product: centromere protein F
Exons: 19
Coding region: 27-8432 (2801 amino acids)
Biological process (GO): regulation of G2/M transition of mitotic cell cycle; metaphase chromosome alignment; mitotic cell cycle
Cellular component (GO): spindle pole; nucleus; chromosome, centromeric region
Molecular function (GO): transcription factor binding; protein homodimerization activity; dynein complex binding
Source: RefSeq, a predicted model, not a curated record